AUAAUCAAUGGAAAUUCUAUCUUCUAUUGUUGGAAUAGUAGCAGAACAUACUGUUGUGCCUAUUGGACGUCAAGCAGGUUACUUGAUAUUCUACAAUGGCAAUUUCAGUAUGUUAGCGGUUAGUGUUACAGACCUUGAGGCUGCCAAAGAAAGAAUAACCCAUUCCGUUGAAGAAGAAAGGAGAAACGGUAAAAAGAUUGAAAGAGAUGUGAUGAACUGGUUAGAGAAAGUGGAUGAGGUCAUUGUAAAGGCAAAUCAGCUUGAAAAUGAUCCUCGUCGUGCCAAUGCUAGGUGCUCAGCAUGCCCGUUCCCCAAUUUGAUUUUGCGUCAUCAACUGAGUAGGAAAGCCACAAAAAUUGUAAAAGAUGUUAUUGAAGUUCAAGAAAAAGGGAAGUUUGAUCGAAUUGGUUACCUUUCCACCCUAGAUGGAGAAGCCUCCUCCUCCUCAACAAGAGGUGGUGAAAAUUAUGAGACAAGGGAAUCACUUAAAGAGAACAUUAUGAAGGCACUAACGCACCAAAAUUCAUGCAACAUUGGGGUCUAUGGGUUGGGUGGGGUGGGUAAAACCACUCUGCUGCAGGAAGUUUUUGAAAUAUCUAAGCAACACAAAUUGUUUGAUACAAUUGUUACAACGAAUGUAACAAAAGAUCCAGACAUUAAAACAAUUCAAGGGGAGAUUGCAGAUUUGUUGGGUCUACGAUUCGAUGAGGAGACUAUUCUUGGCAGAGCACAUCGCCUGAGACAAAGAAUCAUGAUGGAAAAAAAUAUCCUUGUCAUUCUAGAUGAUAUAUGGACCAAACUUGAUUUGAAGAAAGUUGGAAUUCCAUUUGGUAAUGAACAUAAUGGUUGUAAAUUGUUGAUGACAUCUAGAAAUCAAGAUGUUUUGCUUCAAAUGGAUGUUCCAAAGGAUUUAACUUUCAAACUUGAACUUAUGAGUGAAAACGAGACAUGGAGCUUGUUUCAAUUUAUGGCUGGGGAUGUGAUUAAAGAUAGCAAUCUGAAAGGUGUAGCAAUUCAAGUUGCCCAAAAAUGUGAAGGUUUGCCUCUUGUGGUAGUGGCAGUUGCUCGAGCAUUGAAAGAUAAGAGGGAUGUUCAAUCUUGGAAAGAUGCAUUAAGGAGAUUACAAAGUGGUCAUGAUACAAUUUUUUCUGCUUUAGAAUUAAGUUACGACUCAUUGAAGAGUGAUGAAAUGAGGGAUGUCUUCUUGCUUUUUGCAUUAUUUCCAAAUGAUAAGGUACAUUACUUUCUAAAAGUUGCGAUGGGUUUGCAUAUAUUAAAGGAUAUUAAGAUUGUGGAUGAUGCUAGAAAUAGACUUUAUUCAAUAAUCCAUUCUUUGGAGGCAACUUGUUUGCUUGAAAUGAAAACAAGCGGAAAUAUCCAAAUGCAUGACUUUGUUUGUGAUUUUGCUAUCUCCAUAGCACGUAGGGACAAACAUGUAUUUUUGAGAAAACAAUCAGAUGAGGAAUACCCAACCAAGGAUUUUUUAACAAGGUGCACGCAGGUCGUUCUAGAUGGUUGUGAGCCAGAGCUUCCUCAAAUGAUUGACUGUCCAAACAUUAAGUUUUUCUAUUUGAGAAGUAAGAAGAACCGUUCUUUAGAAGUCCCUGAUGAUUUUUUUGAGGGUAUGGGAAGCCUUAGAGUCCUAGAUUUAACAUUGCUGAACUUGUCUUCAUUACCCACUUCCUUUCAGUUCCUAACCGACCUUCAAACACUGUGUUUGGAUUUUUGCAUUUUGGAAAAUAUGGUUGAAAUCAAUGCUUUGCAAAAUUUAAAAAUUCUUUCCCUUUGUGGUUCUUCAAUGACCAAGUUGCCAAGAGAAAUAGGGCAAUUGACUCAAUUGAGAAUGCUUGAUUUGAGAAAUUCAGGAAUAGAAGUGCUCCCACCUAACAUUAUAUCAAGCUUGACCAAACUGGAGGAGUUGUACAUGGGCAAUACCUUUGUUAAUUGGGGAGAUGCGAGUUCAACGGCUCAAAACAAAAAUGCUAGCAUUUCUGAGCUUCGAAAACUACCCAAAUUGACAACUCUAGAAUUACAAAUUCCCGAGAGUUGGAUGUUGCCAAGGGACUUGCAGACAGUGUUUGAGAAGUUGGAAAGAUAUAAAAUAGCUAUUGGUGAUGUAUGGGAAUGGUCUGACAUUGUGAAUGGAACCUCAAAAACAUUGAUGCUCAAACUUGGUACUAACAUACACUUGGAGCACGAAAUAAAGGCAUUGAUUAUGGGUGUUGAGAAUUUGUACUUGGAUGAUGUAGGUGGAAUUCAAAAUAUGGUUUAUCAACUAAAUGGAGAAGGAUUUCCAUUGUUGAAACAUCUCCACGUCCAAAAUAAUGCAAACAUGAAGCAUAUUGUUGACUCUCAAGAGAGGAAUCAAAUCCAUGCAUCCUUUCCCAUCUUGGAAACACUAGUACUUCAUAAUCUUAAAAACUUGGAGCAUAUAUGUCUUAAUCCACUUUCAAUUACUUGUUUUGGAAGUCUUAGUGUUAUCAAAGUCAAAAAUUGUGUCCAAUUGAAAUAUCUUUUCUCCUUUACAUUGGUUAAAGAACUUUCCCAACUUUCUAAGAUUGAAAUUUGUCAGUGCAAUUCUAUGAAGGAGAUAGUGCUCGAAGACAACAGUUCAAGUGCAUCAACAGUUUUUCGAUUUCGUUCUUUGACUUUAGAAUAUUUGGAGACACUUCAGAAUUUCUUCUCCAAUAGUGAGCAAAAACAUCAAGGGUUAGAGCCUUCUGUUUCAACACCAUUGUUCAAUGAUCAAGUUGCAUUUCCAGAUUUGAAUUUCCUUAAAUUGAGUUUUCUCGAUUUGAAUAAAAUUUGGAAUGACAAUCAUCGGUCUAUGUGCAACUUAACGAGCUUGAUUGUGGAGAGUUGUGAUGGAUUGAAGUACUUAUUCUCGUCUAUUAUGGUUAAAAGUUUUGAGAACCUCAAACAACUUGAAAUAAGUAACUGUCCUUUGAUGGAGGAUAUAAUAGCCAAAGAAGAAAGAAACAAUAAAAUGGAAGAGGUUCAUUUUUCCAAAUUAGAGAAAAUCACAUUGAAAGACAUGGACAACUUGAACACAAUAUGGCACCGCGAAUUUGUAACAGUGAAGAUGUUGCAAGUGAGCAAUUGUAAGAAAAUUGUUGUUGUUUUUCCUUCUUCAAUGCAAAAAACAUAUGAGAAGUUAGAGAUGUUGGAGGUUACAGCUUGUGCUUUGGUAGAAGAGAUAUUUGAAUUGAGUUUCGAUGAAAAUGGCAGUGCAGAGAAUACAACACAUUUGAAAGUUGUUAUUGAUGGAUUGCCAAAACUGAAAAAUAUAUGGAGUGGGGAUCUUCGCAGAAUUCUUAGUUUUCAAAUUGUUAUUGUUGUAAGACUUGCAAACUGUGAAAGCUUGGAGUAUCUAUUACCACUUUCUAUAGCCACUCGUUGUUCACAUCUCCAAGAACUUCAUAUAAAAAACUGUGGAAAUAUGAAGGAAAUUGUUGCAGAGGAGAAGGAGAAAGAAGCUGGAGUGAGUGCAGCUCCCACAUUUGAGUUUAAUCAAUUAAGUAUUUUAUUGCUUUGGAACUUGCAUAAACUCAAGGGUUUCUAUGCUAAAGAGCAUACCCUAGCAUGUUUAUCUUUGAAGAACAUUAAUGUUUCCAAUUGUGCAAAGUUGAAUUUGUACAGAACUCUGUCUACAAGAAGCUCCAAUUUUCAAGAUGACAAACUCUCCGUUUUAACGCCACAACCACCUUUCAUUGUCGAAGAGGUUAUUCCAAAUUUGAAGGAGUUAAGAGUAAAUCACAAAGAAGCUAACGUGAUAUUGCAAGCCCAAAACUCAAGUGCCCUGUUCACCAAAAUGACAUUUCUUUGUUUGUCCCAUUAUAAUAUUGAAGAUGCUACAUUUCCUUAUUGGUUUCUUCAAAAUGUGCACACUCUUGAGGAACUAUAUGUUGAAUGGAGUUGCUUCAAGAAAAUAUUUCAAGAUGAAGGACAGAUAAGUGAGAAGAAGACUUACCCACGGCUCAAGUGCCUCACUUUGUAUCAGUUACAAAAACUUCAACAUAUAUGUGAAGAAGGAUUCAAAAUUGACCCAGUUCUUGAGCUCCUUGAAUACUUAGAUGUUAAGUUUUGUUCCAGUUUGGUAAGUUUGUUACCUGCUUCUGCCACGCUUAAUCAUCUGGAAUAUCUGGAGAUAACAAAUUGCAACGGGUUAAAAAAUUUAAUCACAUUCCCUACGGCACAAAGUUUGCACAAGCUCAUUUGGCUGAAGGUAAAAGACUGCAAUUCACUUGAAGAAAUAAUUACUGGAGAGGAAAAUGUUGGCAUUGCAUUUAUUAGUUUAGAAUUAUUGAUAUUGGAUUGUUUGCCAAGCCUCACCAAAUUUUGUUCUAGUAAGUGCUUCUUGAAGUUUCCAAUGUUGGCGGAAGUAAUUGUGAGGGAAUGUCCUCGCAUGAAGAUUUUUUCAGAGGGAAACACAAGUACACCAAAUCUUCGAAAAGUUAAAAUUGCAGAAAAUGAUGAAUGGCUUUGGAAGGGAAACCUAAAUGAUACAAUAACCAACAUAUUUGAAGAUAAGGUGGCAUUUGGUGGUUUUAAGCAUUUAAAACUGGCUGAAUAUCCAGAGUUGAAAGAAUUGUGGUAUGGUCAACCUCAGCACAAUCUAUUUAGGAGUCUGAAGUAUCUAGUGGUUCACAGAUGUGAUUUUUUAUCUGAGGUUCUCUUUCAACCAAAUUUGCUACAAGUGCUAAUGAACUUGGAAGAAUUAGAUAUCACAUAUUGUGAUUCAUUAGAAGCAGUUUUUGAUAUGAAAGGUGGUGAAUUUGAAAAAGAAAUUCUUGUGAAGAAUUCUACUCAAUUGAAGAAAUUAACACUAUCUAAUCUUCCAAAACUGAAGCAUGUAUGGAAGGAGGACCAACAUAGCACUAUGGGGUUUCAAAAUUUAAUUGAAGUGUCUGUUGAGAAGUGCACAAGUUUGAAAAGCCUGUUUCCGCUCUCAGUAGCUAGAGAUAUGAACCAAAUUCAAACACUUGAAGUGAAUUCAUGUGGGAUUGAAGAAAUUGUUGGCAGGGAGGAAGGAGUGGAUGAGAUAGUUGAAUUUGUGUUUCCUAAUUUAACAUCCAUUAGACUUCACCGUUUGGCCAAACUAAAGACAUUCUUUGCCGGAGUCCAUUCUCUUCAAUGUAAAUCAUUGAAUACAAUCAUCUUUUCCGGAUGUCCAAAAAUUGAGCUAUUUAAGGCAGAGCCUUUGAGACACCAAUUAAGUGCCAAAAAUGAUGAGCUCCAUAUCUCAACAUAUCAACCUUUGUUUGUGAUUGAAGAGGUACUUGCCACUGUUGAGAAUUUCUACAUGAAUGCCAAAUAUUUUGACAUGAUAUUGCAUAGCCAAUAUUCAGAGGUUCAAUUCAACAAAGUCAAACGCAUUGGUGUGGGUGAAUUCUACAAUGAAGAAGCUACUUUUCCACAUUGGUUCUUGAAAAAUGUUCCUAAUUUAGAAAGCAUGCUAGUCCAAUGGAGUUCCUUCAGGGAGAUAUUUCAAGGCGAACAAGCCAUAAGUACGGAAAUGGAAACUCAAAUUAUCCCGCGACUCAAACAGUUGGAAUUAUGGUUCAUGGACAAGCUUCAAUGUAUAUGCAAAGAAGGACUUCAAAUGGACCCCGUUCUGCAUUAUCUUGAAAGCAUUGAUGUUUGGCACUGUUCCAGUCUUAUGAAAUUGGUGCCUUCUUCUGUUACGUUUAAUUACUUGACCUACUUGGAGGUAACAAACUGCAAUGGUUUGAUAAAUUUGAUAACAUACUCAACAGCAAAGAGUCUUGUCAAACUCACAACCAUGAAGAUUAAAAUGUGUAAUUGUCUUGAGGAUGUAGUCGACGGAAAAGAAGAAGAUGAGAUGAAUAAGAUUGAAUUUUCCAGUUUACAAUAUCUAGAACUUGUUGCUUUACCAAAACUCUGUCUCUUUUGCUCAUGCACGUGCCCCGUUAUGUUUCCGUUGCUGGAAGUUGUAGUUGUCAAAGAAUGUCCUCGAAUGGAACAUUUUUCAUUUGGUGUGACGAACACAACAAUUCUUGAAAAUGUACAAUUUGAUGAAGAAAACCACUGGGAAGGCGACCUCAAUGGAACAGUAAAGAAAUUGUUUGAUGACAAGGUUGCAUUUCAUAAAUUAACCUGUUUAGCCUUAUCUGACUACCCGGAGCUAAAAGAUUUGUGGUAUGGCCAACUUAAUCACAAUGUGUUUUGCAAUCUCAAGUCCCUAGAAGUGCAAAAAUGUGAUUUUUUAUCACAUAUACUUUUACCAUCAAAUAUAAUACAAGCGCUGCAUGGAUUGGAAGAUUUAAAAGUAACAGACUGUGACUCGUUAGAAGCAGUGUUUGAUGUGAAAGGUAUGAAGUCUAGAGAAAUAUUGAUAAAACAAAGCACUCAGUUGAAAAGUUUGACUUUAUCUAGUUUGCCAAAAUUGAAGCAAAUAUGGAAUGAGGAUCCUCAUGAAAUUAUCAGCUUUGGAAACUUAUGCAAGGUGGAUGUUUCUAUGUGCCAAAGCUUGCUAUAUAUCUUUCCAUUGUCACUAUGCCAAGAUCUUGGAAAUCUUGAAAUGCUUGAUAUAGACUCUUGCAGAGUUGAGGAAAUUGUAGAAAUGGAAGAAGGAUCAAUGGAAAUCAAUUUUAAUUUUCCCCAACUGAAUACAUUGAAACUAUAUCGUUUGACAAACCUUAAGAGCUUCUAUCAGGGAAAGUAUGUUUUAGAGUGCCCUCCUUCCUUGAAGAUUCUUAAUGUAUAUCGUUGUGAAGCAUUAAGAAUGUUUUCAUUCAACCAUUUAGACUUCCAACAGCCUAACGCAGCCGGUGGAAAUCCCAUCAUACCUCAACAAGCUCUAUUUUCUAUUGAAAAGUUGAGCCCCAACCUGGAGGAAUUGGCAAUAAAUGGCCCGGAUGUGAUGGAGAUAUUGAAUCAAGAAAAUGUCUUUCAUAAAGUUAAAUUUCUUCGUUUGCAAUGCUUGCAAGAAACUCCAACUAUUUUUCUGAAUGAUAUCCAUAAAUCAUUUCCUAAUCUUAGAACAUUUCAAGUGCGUAAUAGUUCUUUUGAAACAUUGUUCCCUAGUAAUGGUCAUCUCAGCACGCAGAUCUCAGAUCAAAUAAGUUUGUUCCUUUAUGAAUUGGAAAAUCUCAAGCACAUCUGGCAGGAAGACUUUCCAUUGGAUCAUCCUCUGUUACAAGUUGCAUAUCAAGUUGUAUGUAACAAGUUGUAUGUAACAAGUUGUCCAAGUUUGAUAAACUUGGUACCAUCAUCAACAUCUUUCACAAAUUUAACAAUUUUGAAAGUGGACAAUUGCAAAGAGCUUAUUUAUUUAAUAACAUCCUCAACAGCUAAAAGUCUUGUACAACUCACAACAUUAAUAAUAAUGAAUUGUGAGAAGAUGUUGGAUGUUGUGAAUCAAAUUGAUGAAGAAAAAGCAGAGGAAAACAUCAUAUUUGAAAACUUGGAAUACUUGGAAUUGUCUUCUUUGCCAAGUUUUAGAAGCUUCUGUUAUGGGAAACAAGCAUUCAUAUUCCCAUCUUUCAUAUAUUUCACUGUUAAAGGGUGCCCUCAAAUGAAGAUAUUCUCAUCAGGAGUCACAGUAGCACCAUACCUGACAAAAAUUGAAGUGGAAGAAGGAAAGAUGAGAUGGAAAGGUGAUCUUAAUACAACUAUUGAACAAUUGUUCAUAGAAAAGGGAAGUUUAUCAAUGUGCUGACAGGAUUGCAUCUCUUUGACUUCGUGAUUCUAGUUUCACUUGGUGGGAUCAUGUUCUUUCUGAUUUCUGUGAAGCUUAUCAUCGUAAUAGGCUUGAUCUUCUUGAAUUUAGAUUUAAAUAAUAUUUCGUUCUUGUAUUCAAACUGUACUCUUUUUUUUGGGUUUUAUCCCACUGGGUUAUCCUUGCUAAGGUUUUUAAUGAGACAGUUGACCAACUUAUUUGGUUUGCACGAUUGUUACAUUGAGUUUCGGUCUAGUCCCCCAAAUGUUUUUAUUAUUUUUAAUACUAUUUGGUUAGAGUUGGGCAUUUUGGUUGAGGUGUAGGGGUGGCAACAUAAUUGAGAUGUUUGUACUUUCAUCCUUACUUCUCUUUUAGCUUCUUCGCCUUAAGAUAUACUUAUUACAAGUAAAGUUAAAAAUAAUUACUUUGGGAUUUAGUCUUGCGAAUAGGACUAAACUCUCACAAUGUGACAAAUUAAGAUUUGAAUCCCGCUAAGAGUUACACACAUUUAAUUUCCGACAUGCUUCCAAUAGGAUUAUCUCUAGCAAAGGAAACCUAUGAGAAACAAAAGCUCCAAACUCAUCUCUAAUGAGUUUGUCAAUUCCCACUUUAUUAUGUUGGGAUGAGAAGGAAACAUCUAUAUUCCACUUAACCCGUCCUGUGGCAGCCUUGGUCCAUUUUAUAACUCGCAAAACAUUCUUAUUUGAUGGAAAAGAAACCUCCUAUAGCUUCAUGAACUAGUUUAUCAAUUAUAUUAUUCCACAAAUUUUUAUUCUUUUGUUUCCAUAUAUUUCAAAGUAUGCAAGCAAAUGUAGAGUACUUCUCAGCUGUGAGACAGUGUAACAACUAAAAAAUUAAGACAGUUACUGUGAGACAGUAGCAUCCGAAUAAUUUACCAAUAAUUUACAAUUAAGAACUUGUAAUAUUUCACUCUUAAUAAUAUUAUGAAUUGUAUCAUUUUUUUGUAACUAAACACUCUUAAUAGAUAAAAUGACUAAUCUGUUUAAAUAUGUUACAACUUUGUUGAUUUUAGAUAAAAUUUAAAAGUAAUUUAAUUUUGAACAGUUUAUUUUGACAGUGACAAUAUUUACAAAUAGUGUCCCUAAUACUCCAAAGACAAUACACAUAAUUAAAAAGAAAUGUAUCUUUUGAAGUAAAAAUAUUAAAUAUGUAGUGCCAAAGUCAUGUACCAAACUGAUACUGCAUAACAGUAAAGAAUUGGGAUACUACUAUAAAGAUACACUUCUAAUCUCCUAUCCAAGACUAUCCAAAACAACAUGAAAAAGAUAAGAAAGGAAAGAAAGAAAAUAAGGACCCCUUAGGAUCUCGAUCCAUGCCACAAGAGACCGAUGACGGACAACCAAAGUAAAUGCAAGAAAACAUCUACUUCUAUUCCGAAGGAAAACAGACAAGGAGUUUGAGAUAUGACCAAGAUAUUCCAAAUUAAACAAUAAUCUUUCCACAAAUGAUUAAUUAAACUCACUGAAUGGUAUAUCUUAAUCACAGUGUCAAACGUCACACUGAGACAACCCGACCUCCCAUCCAUACACUUACACGCCACCUCCACCUUGGGCUGUCAGUCUGCCACAACAACCAACUAAUCAUGACAGUAAGAUAAAAAGGCCAAAUCGAAUACAUGCGAAACCGAAUAAUGCAAUCUAUGACGAGGUUGGCUGCCAAGUGGUGGUGACAACCAUAAUUGUUAACACACAUUCUGGUACAAUAUCAAUAGCAAAUCAGCAUAUCCCGUAACCCGAAAGAAAAAACAGCAAGCCUGAUACUUGUGUUUAGCAUAGCAUGAAUGAAUUUAGACAAAGUGGGAUCUCAAACCAUGACACUUACAGCUAACGGAUGCUCGAAGAAAAUGAGAUAAGGCAUUCUAUUAUAUGCCAUAGCCAAUGGGAUAUGGAAUUUGAGACACCGCCAAGACAACACAAUUAAUAAAACUGACUGCUAAACACAAACUUC
Messenger RNA from Trifolium pratense (red clover), 9649 nucleotides. RefSeq lists its product as uncharacterized. The coding region runs from base 8 to 7681 and encodes 2557 amino acids. Lineage: Eukaryota; Viridiplantae; Streptophyta; Magnoliopsida; Fabales; Fabaceae. The record is from RefSeq and is a predicted model, not a curated record. Gene Ontology annotation, molecular function: ADP binding; protein binding. The transcript has 9 exons.